This is a messenger RNA of Musa acuminata AAA Group (dessert banana), 920 nucleotides long. Its product is annotated as cysteine proteinase inhibitor 12. Gene Ontology annotation, molecular function: cysteine-type endopeptidase inhibitor activity. Bases 28 to 744 code for a protein of 238 amino acids. The record is from RefSeq and is a predicted model, not a curated record. Lineage: Eukaryota; Viridiplantae; Streptophyta; Magnoliopsida; Zingiberales; Musaceae. The transcript is spliced from 4 exons.
AGAACCGAUAAGUACUGCGACGGAGCGAUGGGUUCCUCCUGCACUCGCUCUUCUCGCUGUCUUCUCCCCCACUUCGUGAUCGGCUUCUCAUUGUGCUCUUCGUUGCUCUUCUCGAUCGCGAUGGCGGCCAUGGUCGGAGGGUUGAAGGAAUCGGAGGGUAGCCAGAACAGCGCCGAGAUCGAGGAGCUCGCCCGCUUCGCCGUUGACGAACACAACAAAAAGGAGAAUGCACUUCUGGAGUUUGCUCGCGUGGUGAAGGCCAAGGAGCAGGUUGUCACUGGAACCCUUCAUCACUUGACAGUGGAGGCAAUUGACGCAGGGAAAAAGAAGCUCUAUGAGGCCAAAGUGUGGGUCAAGCCAUGGCUCCACUUUAAAGAGCUUCAGGACUUCAAGCAUGUGGCAGAUUCUGGAUCUCUCACGGCUGCUGACCUCGGUGCCAAACGAGGUGAGCAUGGACCUGGCUGGCGUACUGUUCCUGCACAUGAUCCUGUGGUCAAAGAUGCAGCACAUCAUGCUGUGCAGACCAUUCAACAGAGGUCCAACUCAUUGGCCCCCUAUGAACUUGUGGAGGUCCUUCUUGCAAGGGCAGAGGUGGUUGAGGACAUUGCGAAAUUUGACAUGCUUAUCAAAGUAAAGAGAGGAACCAAGGAGGAGAAACUCAAGGUUGAAGUGCACAAGAAUCUGGAAGGCACUUUUCACUUGAAUCAGAUGCAGCAGGAGCAUUCGGAGUCUGCAAGUCAGUAAACAUAGUGCUCGAUACUACUGAUAUAAACAGCGGUAUCUAAACCCAGCAAAUGACAUCUAUAUCUGUGUUUUUGCAAAGCAUGUUUUCUAAUGAAUUGCCUGUAAGUUUGAAUGCUUCUGCUGCUUGGUGAAUAUGUACUAAGAGAGUAUCUUGAAAACAUAUUUCCUGUUUGCAA